GGUUGCGUUCCGUUUCGCGCAUUAUGCGCACGGAUUAUAUAGAAAACGUUCCGUUUCACUCAAUGCGCGCAUAAACAGUGCUUAGAUUUCCCUAGAUCCCCACCACCUGCAGCGCAUAACGCACGCAUCAGCUACCUCAAGUUCGAGCUACGGCAGCUUAUGCGUUCCAUGCGAUUGCGUAAUUGCAUAUGGCGGAUUGUGAAAUAUUAGUUCACGGGUCCGUGUUGUACAGUGUUGUAAUUCAUUGUAGUUCUUCAAGAAAGUGAAAAGUGAGAAAAUAUGGAAGAACCAUUGUUCGAAUUCCCAGUCUUCUUUGAAGAAACGCAGAGCGUCAUCACAUUAUUUCUUACUCAGGAAGUAAUGAAUAAAGUUCAAACAGGUAACCUUUAGCGGAUUUAACCGAAUAUAUUUGCAGGUUAUGUAUAAUUUGAACAAACAUAAAUAAAUGGAUAUCUCUUAUGGAAAAAAAACCUUUUGAAAGUAGUGAAAAUACUCCUAACUAGUAUAUUUUCGCUACUUUCAAAAGUCAUUUUUUUGUAGAUUUUCAUAUUUAUUUGAUUUUUAAAUGUAAAUAUAAAUUAUGAAUACUACUGUUACAGAUGAAAACUUGCUGCAAUCGCUCGUGAACGAAGAAAUCGCUAAGAAUAAUUCUUCUUCUACUUCUUCAAGAAUCAGUCAGACUUCAACGUCUUCUGAAAAUCUUGAUUCCGACGAAAACUGUUUGACUACUAAUAAAGGAUUUAUAUGGCCCGAUGCUGCGGUAUAUUUACUAUUAGAGUUGUAUCGGGAGAAAGAACUUGACUUCAGUUCAGGGUUUCAAAAGAAGUACUACUAUUUGGGCUGAGAUAGCAGAAAAAAUGAAAGGAAAUUCAAAUGGAAAGUAUGCUGUAAGUGGGCUGCAAUGCUCUGUAAAAAUGUCUGGUCUUAAAAGGACCUUUAAAAACAUAAGCGACCAAAAUAAAAAAAGUGGAAAUUGUCGGAAUACAUGGGCUUUUUAUUCGGUGAUGGAUUCAAUUUUUGGAAAGAAGGCUUUUGUGAUGCCAUCUGCGAUUGCAUCGAGCGAAGGUCCACUUAAGCCAAUAAAUGUGGAGAACUCGGCAGUGGCCGAGUCAGAAUCACCCUCAUUGCCUUCUAAUCCAUGCAAAAAGCGGAGAGUUGAGACUCUCCUCGAGUCUUUUAUUGGUGAUAUAAAAGAAAAUAGAGAAAUAGCAAUGGACAAAAAGGAAAAAGAAAGGAAAGAACGUGAAAAGUUAAAAGAACAGCGGUUUGCUGAACGUAAAGAAGAACAAAAGAAGAUUCACGAAGAUAAAAUGGAGGUCCAAAAAUCAUUCAUCGAAAUCAUGAAAGCUUUAGUUGAAAAACAAAAAUGAUUUUGAUGCCUUUAUAUUUAUAUAAUAAGGUCCGGCGCACAAUAGAGACAUAUUAGAUUUUAGAAAUAGGAAUUAGAAUUUUAAAAUCAGUUUCAUCAAUAAACACUAUAAAUCAAUAAUAAAUUAUGUUGUAUUUUGUACAUUUAUAUCUUACAUCUUAUUCGUAUUUAUUAUGCGUUACGAUUAAUGUUUAUUGAGGAAACUAAUUUUAAAAUUUAAUUCUUAUUCUUAAUAUCUAAUAUUCCUUUAUUGUGCGCAGGACUUAACUCAAAAUAUUGUUGAUAUUAUUACUUUCGCAUUGAUAUUAUAGCGUUACUUUGGCGGUGUGCCUUAUAUUUUAUUUUCUGUGUGAUAACUAGUUUGUAACAAGUCUGUGAUCUAUUGAUCUGAAGAUCUAACUUUAUUAAUACUAUCAUACACAUUUAAAUUAAUAAAGUUUUACUUUUUACGGAGAUUUAAAAAAUACGGGUAAUUGACUAUUAAGCAAUACAUACAAGUGAUAAUAAUGCAGUAUUAAUUAGUAAAAACUUGUAAUAUUUGUAGUUAUAUACAUUUGUAGAAAAAGUAUUUUGGAAAUGAAUGAUAUUGUCUUAUAUGUAUGUAUAAGUGUUAUUGAAUAUUUUAAACAUUCAUAUUAAAAUAAUAUUCAGUUUAAGUAUUAUUUUUAGUUUCAGUAAGAACUUUAUAAAUGGAGUAAGAUUUUAUGUUCUAACUGCCAAGUAAAAAAUUGGUGUUUAUUUAUAAUUUUAUACUUACAUUUUAUAAUAAUUUCAAUAUGCGAAUUAUAAUUUUAUACCAAAGAUGUAUGUAUGAAUUCACAAUAAAAUAAUAAAUAAGCAAAAGCAA
Messenger RNA from Solenopsis invicta (red fire ant), 2216 nucleotides. RefSeq lists its product as uncharacterized. Bases 858 to 1370 code for a protein of 170 amino acids. The record is from RefSeq and is a predicted model, not a curated record. The transcript has 3 exons. NCBI's taxonomy places the organism in Eukaryota, Metazoa, Arthropoda, Insecta, Hymenoptera, Formicidae.